Molecule: messenger RNA, 2616 nt
Organism: Rhopalosiphum maidis (corn leaf aphid)
Lineage: Eukaryota; Metazoa; Arthropoda; Insecta; Hemiptera; Aphididae
Gene: wcy
Product: WW domain-containing adapter protein with coiled-coil
Exons: 13
Coding region: 203-1804 (533 amino acids)
Biological process (GO): regulation of autophagy; positive regulation of TORC1 signaling
Cellular component (GO): nucleus
Molecular function (GO): chromatin binding; RNA polymerase II complex binding
Source: RefSeq, a predicted model, not a curated record
CUUCACCCAGUCUAAAUGUUUUUUCCUUUUUCACUCCAUUUUAUUACAUUUUACUAUUGGUUUCAUUUGAUGGCGUCCGGUUACGUUUAAAGAUUUUUUACGUUUGAUUGAGCCCUAGAACCACGUACACGUCCACCUACAUUUGUCGUUAACAAUAUAAUUCCAUUGCUGGGCGGUAAAUUUCCACAGAUAAUCGGCAUUGAUGGUAAUGCAUGCGAGGAAACUUCAAAGGAUUAGUGAUGGGUAUUAUGACAAGAACCCGUCCCAUCAGUAUCAGAAUUCCAAAUACUUAGUUUCAAAAAAUUCUAGCAGUGAUCAAAAGUAUGGCAGUGUUAGGGGAAAUGGUACCUCAUAUCCAAGUCCUGGCCGAGGAAGUCCAUCACGAGAUCGAUCAUAUUCAAGCAAAAGUUCAUAUCAUUCUCAAAAAAGUCACAGAGAUAAGGAGAGAGAUUCUCGAGACUAUAAAUCUAGGAAUAGUGAUAAAUAUUCUGAUUAUAGUAGGUCACCAAAAGAUAGACGAAGUAGAGAUGAAUAUAGAACAAACCACGAUCGGAUUAGUCCGGAAAAAAUGGUUGUACAUUCUGUGAAAUGGUCAAAUUCUAGGGAUUCUAGAGAUUCUAGAGAAUCUGGUCAACGAAAAGUUGUUCAUAGCUCAUGUCAGAGUAGCAGCAGUAGUAGUAAUAACCGCGAAUCCAGGUCUGGCGGAAGUUCAACUGUCACUAAAGUUGGUGAUUGGUCUGAACAUACAAGUUCUUCAGGCAAAAAAUACUAUUAUAAUUGUAAAACUGAAGUAUCUCAAUGGGAUCAGCCAAGAGAAUGGUUAGAAGCUUAUCCAGCAUCUCAACCUUCUCGAACACAAUACCACCAUGACAAACAUUCCAAUAACUCUAUGAUGAGAUCAUCAUCAAUGAACAAUCAUGUGAACAAAGUUUCACAGCAGUCAUCUCAACAACAAGUUAAUUGUACAAGUAGACCAACUCACCAUCAAAAAGAUGCUUAUUGGAAUCAAAUGAGAAGUAAUAAUCUUCCAAUAAAUGUCUCGCAAUCUCACCAUGUGUCUGAGUGUAAUGUAGAUAGGCUUGAACAGGAUGGACCAACAAUAAUAAAUUCCUGCGAUUCAUCGCAAACUCAAGACAUGGAAUUAUGUAGUGGCGACAGCACUCCUACUUCAGAAAAGUCCUUUCAACUAUCAAAUGUACCUGCACAAAGGCACAGUUCUUCUACUCCUCAAUCACAAGUAAAAGGAGCUGAAGUCAUUAGUGAACCAUGUGAAAGAACAAAUGUUGAUGUUGGAUCAACAACACCGCCAUUAUCUAAUAUAACUCAGAAUUUAGUUGAUUCAUCAACAUCAAAUAAUAUUACUGAACGAAGUCCACCCACCCCUGCAAACACAGAAACUAAUAAUACCCAAGAAGUUAAAGGGAGUCCUGUAACAAGCCAUGCAGAACAAGUUGCCCAAGUCAACAAUGUAAUGAGUUACAGACAGCUUGGAACAACAUCAUCCCCAGUAGUGUCAAACUUAGUACGGGAUGAUUUAACAUCACACGUUAAAACCUGGCCAGGUGAUAUUUUAGCAAAACAGGCACAAAAGUUAAAUGAAGAAGCCCAUAUAUUAGGAAGUGUACACUGUUCACGAGUAUCUGCGGAACUCAAAUAUGCAAGGUCUAUUGUUCGUUUGACUGAAGUGCAAGCAUCUUUAUUAGAACACAAGGUGUUAUUUUUACAGCAACAAAUUAAAACUUUAGAAAAAUUAAAAUCUGAAAAUUCGUUUAUGGGUGAAGGAGAUGAAGGAAGGACGACUUAAAUAUAUUAUGAUAUUACAUUGAGGAUUGGUUUUUAAGUAUUACCUUGGCACCACUAAUAUUAACCUUCAUUGAAAUUAUUAUAUAAGAUAAAUAAUGAACGUCUGUCAGGUCUAGUAUUUUGUCACAUUAUUUAUUUUAAUUAAUUUAGGAAAGUAAUAAUGUAACAAUAAAAGAGUGUAUAGAUAUAAACAACUCAAUAUUUUAUUUAUUAAUUUAUGAUUUUAACAUAAGGUAUAUUUACCUAAGCUUGAUAAUUUGAAAAGGAUUUUACCUUAAACAAGUUCUUUAAUUGUUUCAUAAUAAUUAUGACAACAUUUAAAUAUUAACCCAUUUCUCGUAGUUAUUUUAGUUAAAAUAAAUAAUUUUAAUAUUAAAACAUAUAUUUUAUGUUUAUCUAUCUAUACACUACUUUUUGUACGCACAAGAUCUGUUUGAUUCUUAUAUAAUUUGUGAACCAGAUAAAUCCAAAGAGUAGUUCUAUAAAUCAAUAAUGUUCCAAGUUCUAACUAUAAACCAUGUUCAGAAUGAUAAUAAUUAUGUAUACUUACCUAAGUUCUAUGUAUUAAAUAUAUUUUUCCUUUUGUACAUUUCAUUCAUUAUGUACUAGGUGCAUUAAUUUAUCAAACUUUUCCUAUUGUACAUAUUUUUUUAAUAAUAUAAUAAUUUAGACUGUUAUUUAUUUAACAAUAAUUUACAAUUGUUAUUAUUGAUAUUUGUCAAACAUACAAUUGAGAGUAAAUGGUAGGGUUAACUAUGUGAUACCAAUUUACCGAUUCUGAAAUAAAUUGAUUAUAUUGCAUUAAAAAUUAAA